Messenger RNA from Fusarium mangiferae, 1236 nucleotides. RefSeq lists its product as uncharacterized. The coding region runs from base 1 to 1236 and encodes 411 amino acids. The record is from RefSeq and is a predicted model, not a curated record. Gene Ontology annotation, molecular function: UDP-galactose transmembrane transporter activity; UDP-glucose transmembrane transporter activity. Gene Ontology annotation, biological process: UDP-galactose transmembrane transport. NCBI's taxonomy places the organism in Eukaryota, Fungi, Ascomycota, Sordariomycetes, Hypocreales, Nectriaceae. The transcript is spliced from 3 exons. Gene Ontology annotation, cellular component: endoplasmic reticulum membrane; Golgi membrane.
AUGGCACGCUCUAAGCAACCAGCUAUCAAGCGCGAGGCAUCCUCAGAGUUCUUCAAUAAGACGACUGCAACAUGGGAGGAUACUGAUCGAUCGCAAAAGAGCCUCUCCAAUGGAAACAUUACGAACAAGGUCUUGCCUGUUCCCGCGUCUGCGCAAGAAGCUGGGCUCUUGCAGCUUGUCAUCGCUGUCGCGGGAAUCUAUGCUUCAUUCCUCACCUGGGCAUAUCUUCAAGAGAAGCUCACUACCAAGCCAUAUGGUCCCGCCGACGCCCCGGAAGUCUGGCACUUCCCCGUCUUCCUCAACACCAUCCAAUCCGUCUUCGCCGCCAUCGUAGGCGCUGUCUAUCUCUAUGCCUCGACGCCCAGCAACGCCGCCGUCCCUCCAAUUAUCCCCUCACGCCGCAUUCUUGGGCCUCUCGCGCUUGUUGCUGUCACGAGCAGCCUCGCGAGCCCCUUUGGCUACGCAUCCCUUGCCCAUAUCGACUACAUCACGUUCCUCCUUGCCAAGAGCUGCAAGUUGCUACCUGUCAUGUUCCUUCAUAUCACUGUCUUUCGCCGCCGAUAUCCGCUGUACAAGUAUCUCGUGGUCUCGGCCGUGACUCUCGGCGUGGCUGUCUUCACGCUGCACUCUGGAAAGAAGAAGGGCAGCAAGGUCCGACCUGACGACGCAAGCACAGCAUGGGGCCUGCUGUUGCUGGGUAUCAAUCUCCUCUUUGAUGGGUUGACAAACAGCACUCAGGACCAUAUCUUCCAGACAUUCCGACCGUACUCGGGUCCUCAGAUGAUGUGCGCCAACAACGUCAUGAGCACUAUUGUCACGGGUGCCUACUUGAUCGUCAGCCCUUGGUUGGUCGCUACAGGCCUCGGAGAGUGGUUUGGCAUGGACGUCGCUGGCAACGCGGGCGAGCUCAAGGCUGCUUUGGAUUUUAUGGCUCGGUAUCCCGCUAUCUGGAAAGAUGUUCUCGGUUUCGCUGCGUGCGGUGCCGUCGGCCAGGUCUUUAUCUUCUACACGCUGUCUACGUUCUCGUCCGUUCUUCUCGUCACUGUCACUGUAACACGUAAAAUGUUCACCAUGAUACUGUCUGUUCUCGCUUUCGGCCAUCGGCUCACUCAGAUGCAGUGGCUUGGUGUCGCGCUUGUGUUUGGCGGCAUUGGUGUUGAGGCUGGCAUCGCGCGACAAGAGAAGAUGGCCAAGGAGGCUGCUAAGGCACAGCAAAAUGGCAAAAAGGAGUUGUAA